Xenopus laevis (African clawed frog) is the source of this 2543-nucleotide messenger RNA. RefSeq names its product rho-associated protein kinase 1. The transcript is spliced from 8 exons. Lineage: Eukaryota; Metazoa; Chordata; Amphibia; Anura; Pipidae. The record is from RefSeq and is a predicted model, not a curated record. Bases 198 to 1817 code for a protein of 539 amino acids.
GAUAAAUCUGCCUCCUAAUGUAGAAACUAAUGGCCUCUAGCUUCAUAGUGUAACUACUGUAUAACUAUAAAACUAAUACAAACUACAUGAAUACUGUGGAUACUAUUUGAGCUUAAGUGCUUAGGUUGGGUGAGCCCGUAUUGAAACUAGCUGUUUAAAGCACCAGACGAGGAAAGCUGAGCACAGAAUUAGUUGACAUGGGUCUAGCGGGGGCCGAUUCUAAGCUGAAAUAUGUGCAUUUAAUUUUGCUUCUGUUGGUGACUGGUGUAAUUAUUCUGGGACUGGUCUACUUGAAUGAAACAUCGCAAAAAGUGCAAUUACAGCAAAAGGUUUUAUUUAUGGAAAAGCAAGCACACCAUAUAGUGGCUGAACGGUCUAUAAUACGAACUAGAGCAAAUCAUUUACAGGGGCUGGUAGAAAACCAGAAGAAUGAUAUAAAAAACAUUCAAGAAAUCUGUAAUUCACAUUUAGAAGAACAACAGCAAGAAUGCUCAAUAACAAAGAAUGACCUACUAAAAACUAUUUCCACAAAUGAUAAAGUCAUCAUGAAUCUAAAACGUGAUUAUGAGCUUUUACAGAAACGUUUUGAUUCAUUGAAUUUGCAAAUGGAGGAGUUUGAAAAGGCUCAGUCAAGACUAUUAGAAAAAUUCUCCACCCAGUCGACACAAUGUAUGAAGGUGAUCAAUCUGGUUAGUGAACUUUGUAAUGAAAAAAAUGACAACAAAUUAAGAAAAGUGUCAGUAUCAAAUAUAACUGAUGGCAUAUUCUUAAAAAGGACUACAGUGGCAGAAGAACUGAACAGAACUCAGGAGAUAUUCCUAAUAUCAAAUGCCAGUUCCACUAACAGCUCAGAAAAGCUAGUGAGACUUGAAGCUCCACAAGGCAGAACCCUAAAUAACAAUUUAACAAAUGAUUCAGGUGACAAUAACACUACAGCUUCCAUUGAAACAUUUGAAAACACUACCCAGAUGCUUUCAGCAGAUCAAAAACAAGACGAGGAAAGCAAUAUUAUUGUUGAAUUAGAAAAUAGGCUGAUUGAGGACAUUGUAGAAGCAGAUGCUAUAGAGAGCAACAACAUUGACAAGCUCAAUGACAAUUUUGAAGAUGAUGAGGAUAUCAUGACUCUCCUACUACAGGAGAAAAAGAGUCAAAACAUGAAAAAGCUUGAAGAUCUUCAGACAGAAAAAAGAAAUGAAUUUAUUAAUAACCGUGAUGUUGCAUCAGAUCACAGAAACAACACAAAUGUGCAGGCAAAGCAUACAACUCAGACACAAGAGCAAAUUAUUCCAUUUUCAAACAUUAAAAAAAAAUUAAGUCCAAAAAGAAAGGAGACAGAUAACAUGAAUGAUAUGGAGUCAAAGCAAGAAAAAGCUGCUCAAGAAUCAAGUGCAUCCAAAGUAGUUGUCUUGAAAAAUGAAACUGCACAAGUAAAAGUGAAUGCAGAAGCAAAAAACAAUAUUUCUGAGCUGCUUGAAUCCAUGGAAGUUGAGCACUCUGCAAAAUUAAACCGCUUGAAGCAGUCUGAUAAUCAAAUAAAUAUCACAGUCCCAAAUUUAGUUCCAAACCCAACUACAAAUGUCAGUUUAGCAAAAGAAUCAUAUUUGGAUACAGAUAAAAGAGCUAAAAGUGAAAAGGAAGGGUACAGCACAAGAAGGAAUGAUGGAAACAUCAUCAUAAAUACUGUAACCAAUAAAGAAAAAAACAAGAAACCAACUGCAAAGUUAAAUAUCCCACAGGCUCUUCACAAGGAAAACAUACUCACAGUAGGAGAGAGAAAAAAUAACAAUUAUAAAAAAAAUGAGCUAAAUCAGUUAUAGAAGAGUCAGUCUUAAUUUGCAAAUGAUCUGGAACAUUCCAUAAAAAAAUUCCUAAUGUUGUCAAAGUUGACUUUUAAUUACUAUAAAGGAGUCUCAACAGUUGCUCAUAGAAACUAUGGAGUUGUUCUUAGAUGCAACAACAAACUGCAGGAGUUAGGGUUUUUUUUAGAGAUGCUAAAUCUAAGCACGUUGUCAAAUUUUGAAGCAUUCAAAUCAAUUUUAACUGUUUGCCAACUUGAAGUCAUGUGACCUUACUACUCUUGACAACUGAGCAUCAUAUUUUUUUUGUUCUUAGAUGAUGCAAUUUUUUUUAUUUUUCUCAUCUUUGAAUAUGCAAAUUAGAGUUCUGAUUCAGAUGGAUCCUUCAUGGAGAAUUUGGUAUUCAGAAAAGUCCAAAAAUUAUACAUUUGGUGGCAAACUAUACAUUACCUAUAGGGAUGUUUACAUAGAAGCAUCCAGCAAAGAGAGCAGUGGAGGGUCACAACUGUUUACUGUGAUGUUACAAAAUUGCACUAGUUUUCACAUGCAUCGAUCUUCACGGAACUGCAGAAACAUUAUUGGUUUUUGACAUUUUUGACUUAGAUACAGGAUAUACAGUAGGUUAAAUACAAAUAUGGUUUAAGCAGCACAUACAUUAUUUAUUGCUUUACAUGUUAUCAUUGCAAAAUUAGGGAUGUUAGGUAUUGAAUAAAGCUAAAUAAAACAAAAAAUACAAUUUUUAAUAUA